Messenger RNA from Strongylocentrotus purpuratus (purple sea urchin), 1722 nucleotides. Its product is annotated as dentin sialophosphoprotein-like. Gene Ontology annotation, biological process: netrin-activated signaling pathway. Gene Ontology annotation, cellular component: membrane. The coding region runs from base 1 to 1722 and encodes 573 amino acids. Gene Ontology annotation, molecular function: netrin receptor activity. The transcript has 5 exons. The record is from RefSeq and is a predicted model, not a curated record. Lineage: Eukaryota; Metazoa; Echinodermata; Echinoidea; Camarodonta; Strongylocentrotidae.
AUGAUAGAGCCUGUUCGCCAUAUCCCUCAAUCGAGCGCCCACCAAGAUGAAACCGAAAUUCAAAAUCCUGAAAGAAAUGCGGAUUUGAGUGAUGAUACUGGCAUGAUUCGGCUUGAGAAGCAUGGCAUUGAAGUUAGAAUUCCACCAAUCGAAGCUUACAGAGCAAAGGAUGUCACCGUGGAACCAAUCCAUGACAUUCCACCUGAGUUGGUGCUGAAGGAAACGGAAGCCAUCAUUUCUGUCGGCUUGAGGAUGUCGCCCUCUGGUGCAACCUUUGACAUUCCGGUGAGAGUAAGGAUGCCCCAUUGUGGUAUAUUCACAGAGCCAGAGGCUGCGGAAGUCGUCACUUAUUAUCGCAAGAGCGGCCCAUCUGCAGUAAGGACAGGUCAUCAACAACCGAAAGAGGAAGGAAUCCCAAUUAAUCCUGAGCCUGACUUUACCGAUGAAGAUGACACAGGAGGAGACAACCAAUCAAAGAGCCAUGGUUCCGAUGAAGACGGUCGUGGUGGACGUCCAGUGAAGACAAAUAAGAAAACAAACCGAAAGACUGACUCUACCGAUGAAGAUGACACAAGAGAGGACAACCAAUCAAAGAGUCAUGGUUCCGAGGAAGACGGUCGUGGUGGACGUCCAGUGAAGACAAAUAAAAAAACAAACCGAAAGACUGACUCUACCGAUGAAGAUGACACAAGAGAGGACAACCAAUCAAAGAGCCAUGGUUCCGAUGAAGACGGUCGUGGUAGACGUCUAGUGAGUACAAAUAAGAAAACAAACCGAAAGACUGACUCUACCGAUGAAGAUGACACACGAGGGGACAACCAAACAAAGAGCCAUGGUUCCGAUGAAGACGGUCGUGGUGGACGUCCAAAGGAGACACAAAAGAAAACGAACCGAAAGACUGACUCUACCGAUGAAGAUGACACAAGAGGGGCCAACCAAUCAAAGACCCAUGGUUCCGAUGAAGACGGUCGUGGUGGACGUCCAAAGGAGACACAAAAGAAAACAAACCGAAAGACUGACUCUACCGAUGAAGAUGACACACGAGGGGACAACCAAACAAAGAGCCAUGGUUCCGAUAAAGACGGUCGUGGUGGACGUCCAGUGAAGUCAAACAAAAAGAUAAACCGAAAGACUGACUCUACCGAUGAAGAUGACACAAGAGGGGCCAACCAAUCAAAGACCCAUGGUUCCGAUGAAGACGGUCGUGGUGGACGUCCAAAGGAGACACAAAAGAAAACAAACCGAAAGACUGACUCUACCGAUGAAGAUGACACAAGAGGGGCCAACCAAUCAAAGAGCCAUGGUUCCGAUGAAGACGGUCUUGGUGGACGUCCAAGGGAGACAAAAAAGAAAACGAACCGAAAGACUGACUCUACCGAUGAAGAUGACACAAGAGGGGCCAACCAAUCAAAGACCCAUGCUUCCGAUGAAGACGGUCGUGGUGGACGUCCAAGGGAGACACAAAAGAAAACAAACCGUAAGACUGACUCUACCGAUGAAGAUGAAAGAACAAAAGCCCCAUCUGUAGUAACGAGAGGUCAUCUACAACCAAAAGGGGAAGGCAUCCCAAAUAUUCCUGAACUUGACUCUACCGAUGAAGAUGACACAGGAGGGGACAACCAAUCAAGGAGCCAUGGUUCCGAGGAAGACAUGUACAUUGUGCUUGAAUCUCCAACGAAGAAAAACCGACAGACGCCAUGUCGUUGCUGUGCCUUAAUUUAG